CGAAGUGUCGGCCUUAUAAAUCUCCCUCUUUCUCUCUCCUCUCGCUACACCGUCGCGUAGAGCUCCCACGCCAGCUCUAUCUAUCCCUUUCAUGGCGGCGUCCCAGGCGAGCCUUCUGCUUCAGAAACAGCUCAAGGAUCUUUGCAAGAACCCAGUAGACGGGUUCUCGGCCGGUCUGGUCGAUGAAAACAAUAUCUUUGAGUGGAGCGUCACGAUUAUCGGACCGCCGGAUACACUAUAUGAAGGGGGAUUCUUCAAUGCCAUCAUGAGCUUUCCUAAUAAUUAUCCGAACAGCCCUCCGACGGUUAAGUUUACUUCAGAUAUAUGGCAUCCCAACGUCUAUCCUGAUGGCCGUGUUUGCAUAUCAAUUCUUCAUCCUCCUGGUGAGGAUCCAAAUGGUUAUGAGCUUGCAAGUGAGCGCUGGACGCCUGUCCAUACGGUUGAAAGCAUAGUUUUGAGUAUAAUAUCAAUGCUAUCCAGUCCGAAUGACGAAUCUCCUGCAAAUGUUGAAGCUGCGAAGGAGUGGAGAGAUCGGAGAGACGAUUUCAAGAAAAAGGUGAGCCGCUGUGUGAGAAAGUCACAAGAAAUGCUAUGAAUGAAUAUGACGUGCUACCAAAUGAAGCAUUUUCUCCUCUCUGCACAAGUGUGUCGUCAGAGAGGAUGUGUUAAUUGGCAAAGCCUUGGCCCUUGUAGAAUGCCAUUGAUUUUCUCACUUUUAAAAAUAUCUUCAUUUCUUUUUGUUCUUUGUUUUUGUUUUUGUUUUGUAUUUGUUUUUCUUCUCAUUGUCUAGUAAUUGUUAAAACGUGGAACAUCUUUGUAUUCAAUUAGUAUUUGCCCAUUUGA
This is a messenger RNA of Prunus persica (peach), 843 nucleotides long. Its product is annotated as ubiquitin-conjugating enzyme E2 7. NCBI's taxonomy places the organism in Eukaryota, Viridiplantae, Streptophyta, Magnoliopsida, Rosales, Rosaceae. The coding region runs from base 92 to 595 and encodes 167 amino acids. The transcript is spliced from 6 exons. Gene Ontology annotation, molecular function: ubiquitin conjugating enzyme activity. The record is from RefSeq and is a predicted model, not a curated record. Gene Ontology annotation, biological process: ubiquitin-dependent protein catabolic process; protein polyubiquitination.